Molecule: messenger RNA, 526 nt
Organism: Pseudophryne corroboree (corroboree frog)
Lineage: Eukaryota; Metazoa; Chordata; Amphibia; Anura; Myobatrachidae
Product: selenoprotein M-like
Exons: 4
Coding region: 7-429 (140 amino acids)
Source: RefSeq, a predicted model, not a curated record
GGAAAUAUGUUGCGGGGAGCUUUGCUGUGUUUCUUAGCCUACUCUAUCUGUGUCAAUGCAACCAACAGUACUGACACUGUAGUAAGGACGCUUAUUGAAGACACUGAACUUGCCAGGGGCACCGUUAUUGCACCUAGUGUUGUAGGAUGUGGAAUAAAGAGUAAGCCGGAGCUUUACAAAUUCAUGAUGGAGAUCUGGGCACUGUACCAUAACCUAGAAUAUGACUCCAGGGAAGAUGUUGAACCUCAGAUAAUUUUCUACAAUUACAAAAAUGAAGUUCUCAAGGUGGUGAAAAUAAGAGAAAAGACAGCUGAUGAGAUUUCUGCAAUCCUGGAUGAUGCAGGAUUUUACAAGAAAUCAAAGAAAGGAGAAGAAGUUCCAAAGGAAUUCCAGCAUCUCCCACUGAAAGCACCAAGGGACGAGCUGUGAGCUACUAAGGCACCGAUAAGGUUAACCAAGAAACCUGCAGACUUCUUCUGUACACUGCGGCAAUAAACUGAGAACUUCUCUCCAAAGGGACUUUGUG